AUGGGUACUCCAGGAGUUUUGAUGCGUCUAUCGAACAACGCUUCAUCCUCGAAACUGACUAUUCCCGGCAUCGAGGCUGUCUAUACACUUAACGCCAAUGACGGUAGCACGCCAUCGUACAACUCUUUAUACUUCUUGAAUGAUAUCGCACCCAUUGUCAACUCCAGGUCCGCAUAUGACGCCGACAACAAGAAUCCCUCAGCGUCGGAGGUAUCAUGGAUUAUAUGCUCAUUUAUCAACGGACGAGAUACCGCAGGACUCAGCCAAGAGCCACAGAUGAGAGUCAAUGUCCUUCCAAAUCCACCUGCAAUAGGAUCAAUCCUUGUCAUCAACGGAUCGACCCCACGAGCCGACAAGGAAGAUGACUAUCAUGCCUGGUACGAUCAAGAACACGGCGGAAAGCUCACCAAAGUGCCCGGUUGGAAUGCAGCAAGACGAUACGCUCUAGCCGCCGUAUACGGAGAUGUCGAGGUAGCAAACUUCUACGGAUUCAACUUUUAUGAUGAAGAGAAUGGUUUAGGAGGUCCCGAGUGGAAGGCUGGUGUGACGGAUUGGACACUCCGUAUUCGGAGUAAUGCUGCUAAGCCCAAUAUUCGAAGGGUGUGGAAAGUGGAAAGUGUUUAG
Talaromyces amestolkiae is the source of this 624-nucleotide messenger RNA. RefSeq lists its product as uncharacterized. The transcript has a single exon. The record is from RefSeq and is a predicted model, not a curated record. NCBI's taxonomy places the organism in Eukaryota, Fungi, Ascomycota, Eurotiomycetes, Eurotiales, Trichocomaceae. The coding region runs from base 1 to 624 and encodes 207 amino acids.